CAGCUCUCUGCGCGCAGGGCUGGACCUGAGAUUUCAAACAGCACAUCAGCGCGUUUCUGGAAAUGCUGCCCGGAAAUUUGUCCAAAUAAACACAGCUUGAUUCGGCCUGGGUGGGCAGACUUAUCAAGCACUAAUUCUGUAAACAGAUGAGGGGAACAAGCGAGCCCCUCAUUGGCUGUUGGCAGGAGGAAGCGGGGUAGGUGAAAUUUGAAUGAGUGUGGGUGGGCUGAGAACACGGGCUGGUUCUGAUGGACGCUUUAUUUCUCGGUUCAGAGUCAACAGAACGCAACAAACCUCCAACAGCUCUGGAUCGUUUUCUGGGGCCACAUGAGUCUGAGGAGUCAGUCCGUGAAGGAGCUCCCCCCGCCCUCAUGGCUCUGUUCCCCGGCCGCCUGCCACCGCUCGCUGUCCCCCACUCGGCUUUGAACAUCUCCGGACCCCCGCUGAUCUACCUGUACGGAGGGGAGAGCGCGCUGAGCCUGGUGUCUGGCCCCCAGGAGCCCCCCCAGAAGCCUCCCUACAGCUACAUUGCGCUCAUCGCCAUGGCGAUCAGGAGCGCGCCCGGCCAGCGCGCCACGCUCAGCGGCAUCUACCAGUUCAUCAUGGAUCAGUUCCCUUUCUAUCAGGACAACAAGCAGGGCUGGCAGAACUCCAUCCGACACAACCUGUCGCUGAACGACUGCUUCAUCAAGCUGCCCAGAGAGAAGGGCCGGCCGGGCAAAGGCAGCUACUGGACGCUGGACUCCAGCUGUCUGGAUAUGUUUGAAAACGGAAACUACCGCCGCAGAAAGAGGAGGGCCAGGAGUCAGCAGGACGCUUCAGACGGCAAAGAUCCCGGACCACGGCGCGCAAAGUGCCCGGGGUCAUCCAGGGGCCCUCAGAGAACUCCGGCUGAUUGGAGGACAACGCAGGCUCCAGAGAUGAAGCGAACAGAACCGGACCCUGAAUCUGUCCUUUUGAAUCUUACCCAGCAGAACCCCCCCACACAGAGACAAAAUCUGUUGUCCGGCCACGACCCCGCUGGCUCCACGGAGAGGAGGGCGGCGGACCGUCACGCCGAGUCAGGCUCGGUUCCGCUGCAGCCCCACCGGGCUCAGCUGUGCUCUGUCAGCGGCGCAGCAGACACCAACCUCCCCGCUGCCUCACAACAAUCACCGAGAGGAAACCCUCAGAGGACGGACAGGUCCAAGGGCUUCACCAUCGAAAGCAUCUUAUCCAAAAGCCAAGACGAAGCGCGCCACCGCGUCCUGGAUGUUUCAGCUGGGAGUCUCUGCGCGUCCCCGCUCCUCGGUGCGCGUCCCCAUCACCUGGUGCAGGUGGGAUUCCCCUUCUGCUCGUACCUGUCUCUCACCUGCUCGGACUCCGUGCUGCGCUUUAAAUGAAGAGGAGGAACAACACAUUUGUGGUUUUACGCACAGAUGCGUCAUGGUCUGACAGCCAAAGCGGGUUUUUUUACGCAGAGGACACAAGUUUGAGCUCUUCUUAAGAUCUGCGCCAUCUCCUCUGUGGAUGAUGUUCAGACAGCGCAGCAAAACAACAGGGAGGCGUUUUAGUUCAUCUGAACGCAUGCGUAUUUGCCAGAUAUGUGAAUAUUUUGUUCGUGUAUGACCUCUUGCUUCCUUCACUGUUGCAGAAAAAACAUUUUUUUUAGUGAAACCUUUUGUAAUUUAACACGACGGGGCCUGGAGUUGCCUGACAACAUGAGGAUAAAUAUCGCUGAAUGCUGUAACCAAAACAUAUAAACUGGUCCGCCUUGCAUUUGUUAUGUUGCAAAAAUAAAGUUCAGGUAGAUAUCAAA
Molecule: messenger RNA, 1798 nt
Organism: Fundulus heteroclitus (mummichog)
Lineage: Eukaryota; Metazoa; Chordata; Actinopteri; Cyprinodontiformes; Fundulidae
Gene: foxl1
Product: forkhead box L1
Exons: 1
Coding region: 249-1382 (377 amino acids)
Biological process (GO): regulation of transcription by RNA polymerase II; anatomical structure morphogenesis; cell differentiation
Molecular function (GO): RNA polymerase II cis-regulatory region sequence-specific DNA binding; DNA-binding transcription factor activity, RNA polymerase II-specific
Source: RefSeq, a predicted model, not a curated record